UAUAUCAACAAAACAUCGGCUCCCUCAAUACUCGCUGGCCCACCGCUGUACGCCAACCAAUACCUUCUCUCUCUCUCUCCUCUCUCUCUCUCUCUCUCUCUCUUCUUCCUCCAUUUUCCCCCAAAACUCCAUUUUCAUCAUACCUUAAAAAGCUUAAACCACCUCUCCUCUCUCAAAAUCUCGAGGCAAUUACAUAAUAAUUGCGUUUUAAUCAAGUUGCUCGGUUAUACGGCGUCGUAGUUUUUUUUUUUUUUUUGAACGAUGGCCGCCGUGGAAAAGGGAGGAGUUGCAACGGCGGCGGCGGCGGUGGCGGCGAAGGCGGAAGAGGAGGAGCAGUACUUGAUGGAGGGGGAGAGGGUGUUGGAUUUCGACAUGCUGUGCUCGAUGGUGGCGGUGCAGGCGCAGAAAGGUGGGUGGGGCAAAUUGAAUGGGGGCGGCGGCGAUAGGGAAGAAGACAACCUCGUACCUGAAGGCGGCGGAGUUUUUAGAAUGUGGGAAGGUGAGAUUGUUUAUGACUGCUUCGACGACCGCCGAUUAGCCAUUCACUCCACCUGUUGUCCGUGUUAUAGAUUCGGAAAGAACAUGAAACGAGCUGGAUUUGGUUCGAGUUUUAUUCAGGGAUCGAUAUACUUGAUUCUUGUGGUGGUUGCGAUAUCGAAUGUAGUAGCGUUCAUCGUCACGGAGAGGCGCUGGUUUUUGUAUAUGGCGAUUGCGUUCGUUUUCUUGACCGGAAUUUAUAUGGGGUGUUGUCGAACAAGGAUUAGGAAAAAGUUCAAAAUACAAGGAAGCGAGAGUUCGUUCGACGACUGUGUUUACCAUCUAAUUUGCCCAUGCUGCACCUUAUGUCAGGAAUCACGAACAUUGGAGAUGAACAAUGUACAAGAUGGAAUCUGGCAUGGGAGAGGGGAUACUAUUUGCAUCGGAAGCGUCUCCGAGUUGACUCCACCUUUAGUUGUAUCGACAAAGUCUCCUAAAGUUAUUACAAUGCACAAAACAUCGAACGAGAAUUUUCAGUUAUCGACUUCUGUCGCUGCAGAUUCUGUCUAAUGUCUUAAUACAAGCUUCUUUUUUCUUUAAUCAUGGGAUUGAUCCAUGUGUACGAUAUUGUAGAUGAUAAUUGUAUCAAAUGUAUAUAUGUAAAUUGAUUCACUAGUUUUGCAUAUAUUCUAGAAAUUAACCCUUUUUUUGGUCGAUAAUCGAAAAAUUUACUG
Molecule: messenger RNA, 1211 nt
Organism: Erythranthe guttata (spotted monkey flower)
Lineage: Eukaryota; Viridiplantae; Streptophyta; Magnoliopsida; Lamiales; Phrymaceae
Source: RefSeq, a predicted model, not a curated record